Molecule: messenger RNA, 1045 nt
Organism: Zea mays
Lineage: Eukaryota; Viridiplantae; Streptophyta; Magnoliopsida; Poales; Poaceae
Exons: 5
Coding region: 230-844 (204 amino acids)
Source: RefSeq, a predicted model, not a curated record
GUCAAGGUUGGCAGAUUGCUGUAUAUAUACUUCUUCCUAUGUACAAAUGACCGUGUUCUCCUUUAAUUAAUACGCUGAUAGUUGGCUGAGAGCGACAGAUUUCUAGGCAAGGACGAAGUACUAGAAGACAGCAACCACAAGGACAUUGCCCCCAAGCAACAAACUUGGUACUAGAUAACAUGAAAGAGUAGCUUCGACGUAGAAGAAACUUUGGCGCCCUUCAAAUCCCAUGGCCGCACUCGGUUCUUCUGUCACAUCCAGAGGCUUGGCACUCCAUACCUCCGUGUGUGUGGUUUUUCUUCAUCGUCGCCACGGGAAUCCAGUGAUCCCGGCCGCACCGUCUCGUCCCCAGCGAAGUCUUGCGAGUGGGUUAACAACGAGUUCUUCAGGCAUGAACAAUGCCUUCCCUAUUAUCAAAGGAACUACACGAAUUCCUGCGGUUGGUCCUGGCCCUGCAAAUCCGCCAGGAGGAAACCUACCGAUACCCAGCAGCAUGCCUCCGUGGGCCAAGUGGGUGGCCGGGGCCGUCAUACUUGCGAUACCUAUCUACAGGAGGUUCAGAACUUUAGAAGACAAGAUAGAGAAGACGGCAGAGGUGGCCAUCGAGGUGGUCGACACGGUGGCGGAGGCGGCGGAGAAGGUCGCCGGCGAGGUCGCCGGCGCGUUUCCCGGCAACGACGGUCUCAGGGAAGCGGCCUCGAAGAUUAAGACGGUCGCGGAUGAGAUCGAGGAAGACGCCGAGAAAGCCGAGGCCCUAAUCGAGAAGGUUGACGAGAUCAAGAAAGAGGUUGAUUCAAUUGUGGAUCCUAUAAUCGACAAGGUUGUCAAGGACAAAGAAAUAUAGAGACAGGUGGUGAACUGAAGAUGUAAACAUUUGUUGGGCUGGUCUGGUUAGGAAUGGAUCCGGAUAUUUAUUCAGAUGUUAAAUUACUUUCGAUUGCAAACAAAUAUGAUAUAUAAUUUGUUAUGUAAAUUUAUAUUGGUGAUUUUAGUAUUAAGCUUAUCAAGAUUCAUAAAAUUUAAAUAUCAAAUAUGUUAUAUAUCA